CAGCCAUGUAACAGCUGGCAUCGACAUCGACCUAUAAAAAAGCCCCGUGCGCCGGGAAAAAUUCUUCAAUAGCCCUUGUCUCAGCUCACACACGUGUUCUUCCAACUCCAAGCUGUAAUUUACCACCAGAGGAAUAUAAGUCUCUUAUCACUAUUUAUUUUCGCUGUCACUGAUUGUAGGGCUCGUAUGUGGUUGAGUUGGAUCUCUGAAACUGUGGAGCUGCAUUCGCAAAAGACGGUUAUGCACGCACGAGGUGAUCGAGUCUAAACACGUGGCUCUAACUUCCUUCAAUAAAUUGAAUCGCCUGUACAUGUACAGUGUCAUGUUAAUGCUAAUCUGAAUUGGUAUAUGGAGUUGCAGAACUGUCUGGAACAGCACUGCCAAGUCCUCCAAACCUCUCAUUAAAUUGUUUCCAAGAAGGCUAAGAUGUCUAGUCCUCAUGUCUUGGAUAUCCUGAAACAAACUUUGAUGUCCUUGCAGCUCCUCUUUUGUUUCGUAACAUUCGUCGCAGGAUUGGAUACUCAUGUUUCAGCGGAUGGGUUUGAGUGUCCGCCAUCUAAGAUGAUCCUUUCAUCAUACGAGUGCCGUAAAUGGGACGGGAGUAUCGGCAGGUGCACAAAGAAGACAUGUUGUGCUGGAUACCAGUUUGCAGACGGCCGCUGUGUUUCUAUUGAGCAAGAUGUGUGUGCAGAUGCUCCGUGCGAACAGCAAUGCGAAGAUGAUUUUGGACGUGCCCACUGUACAUGUUACCCUGGAUACGAGAUGAACAAGGAAAAAUACCGCGUCAGGGAACAUCCGUAUUGUGAAGAUAUCAACGAAUGCAGCAUCGGAAACGGCGGCUGUCUUCAUCAUUGCAACAACACAGCCGGGAGCUAUUAUUGUUCUUGUUUCCACGGUUACCGUUUAGAUGCGGACGGUAAAUCGUGUGUUUUGGAGGAAGGUACGAAUAGCACGGCUCACAAGAGGGACAUUGGACCUGGUAAUUCGUAUGAGGGCGGGCGAUGUCAGACCAGCUGUUCUCAACUCCAGUCGUUUAAGGAUGCCAUAUUAAAGGUGCAGUCCAAGAUAAUCAUCCUAGAGAGCAGAUUACCUCAACCACCCACUUUAUCCACCAGUGACGUGCUCCUCCAUUACAACGGCAACCAACAACCUCUCCAGCCGAGUCGAGGACCUAAAGGAGACAACGGGGAGCCUGGGGCAGGUCUGCCCGGCCCCAAGGGAUUACCUGGCUUACCAGGUAUGCCCGGGGCCAAGGGGGAGCCAGGACCCAGGGGUGCAGCUGGCACCCACGGCCCACCGGGUGUAACAGGAGCUCCCGGUCCGAUUGGAGUACCAGGAGGCCAAGGAUCUAAGGGCGAUCUUGGUGAUGUCGGCCCCAAGGGGGAAGCGGGUCCCCCUGGUCCAACAGGUCCGAGGGGGUACAUGGGGCAUACUGGCGUAACAGGUGCACUGGGACCUAAAGGGGAGAAGGGAUCUUGCGUCUAUGCUAGAGCCAGAGGUGGGUUAGUCUCCAGUUCGACAGCACCCAAGGGACAGAAGGGGGAUACUGGGGAGCCUGGCCCCAUGGGAUUAAUGGGGUCGAGGGGAUUGACAGGGGAGAAGGGAAGUAUUGGACCGAUGGGACCCCCAGGACCACCGGCACAGCUGAUGAUCGGUGAGGCGAACUUGACGGUAGAUGAGCUGAGUCAAAUGCAGGGGCCUAAGGGAGCUACAGGACCUAGGGGGUUGUCAGGCCUUCCGGGUGUCAAGGGCGAAAAGGGUGACUCCGGAUCCAGUGAGCUUCUCCUCCUGAUCAUAGCGAAGAUGAAGAAGGACAUCAUCAAACUUCAGAAACGAGUCUUCAGUGAUGACCACGUGAUAACCUCGACCAAUAACAACGAGAGACGCAACGGCUCGAACGCGGCCGAUGACGUCAUCGGUACCGCUGACACAGACUUGACCUUUACGAGUAGUUCUUGGACGAGGGACGAGAAUGAGGGCUCUGGAAAUUAAAUUUGAAGAAAAUAUUCGAAAAAUUGAUAUAAUGGGUGAAAAGCCUUCCACUUUGUGAAUACUAGCAGAUGUUUUUACCUCGUUCCGCAAUGUUUUGAAAUUGCAGGAUGAACUGAAUGUUUUCUUUCUCAUGACAGGAGAAAACUAGUAAUUAUACAGGGCUUGUUGGGUUUAUAGAUUCAUUAAAUUAACAGUUUUUAUUUGCCGGUGACCAGUUUUGAAGUACCGGCGGAAUUCAGGUUAGUAUAAGACAAAACUAAUCUUUAAUUGUGCUGCAAAUGUAGUAUUACGUGAGAAGGAGAAAUUUUACUGAACCUAUUUUUCGAUUUUGACUUAAUUGUUUCUUCUGUAUAUUUGAUAGAGUAAAAGCAAGUUGAAACGAAUUAAAAUAUUGCUGCAGAAAAUAUUGUGCAAACAAAAACAACGAGAUCUAUCCAUCUAUUGAAAUCAUUAUCGUCUAUUGAAGUAAUUAGGUGUGUUGACCGUGGAUUUUUUUUUUACAAAUGUCUUUUUGGUAAUAUUAAGAGCACUCUUAUAGAAGCUAUCAAAAUUAUGAGAUUCUUUUUUUUUUUAAAUCAAUGAAAAUUACAAGUUUCAAUCUCGUUACAAUAUUUUAAUUUUAAAUAUUUUUUUGAUGUGUCUUCGCAGCCGAAAUUCCGAGUCCAUGAAAAAAAAAGUAAGACGAGAGUUUGUCAACUUUUAAACUUGUAUUAUAUCGUUUGAAAUUGUGCUAUUAUUGUCAUAAUAAAACUAAAACUGUGUACCACGUAA
Molecule: messenger RNA, 2763 nt
Organism: Patiria miniata (bat star)
Lineage: Eukaryota; Metazoa; Echinodermata; Asteroidea; Valvatida; Asterinidae
Product: collagen and calcium-binding EGF domain-containing protein 1-like
Exons: 9
Coding region: 427-1992 (521 amino acids)
Molecular function (GO): calcium ion binding
Source: RefSeq, a predicted model, not a curated record